UAUUUUACGACCGUUUACAGGGGUGGACGGCAGGAGUCGUGCAAGCUUGAUUACGUAGGGUUGUUUACAAAGUUGAAAGUUCUCCACAUUUUCCAAGUUAAUAACACGUUUCAUAUUGUAAAUUCACAGCGUCAACGUAACUUCAGAUAUGGGGAAGCAAAAGAAAAAGAGUGAUCUGAGCCGUGCAGAGUUAAUGAUGAUGACCAUUGCGGAUGUCAUCAAUCAGCUGGUCGAGGCGCAUGAAGAGGGAAAAGACAUAAACCUCAACAAGGUGAAGACGAAGUGCUCUGCUAAAUAUGGUCUUUCAGCUCAGCCCAGGCUAGUAGACAUCAUAGCUGCUGUUCCACCCCACUACCGCCGUGCCCUGGUGCCCAAACUCAAGGCCAAGCCUAUCCGCACUGCCAGCGGGAUUGCAGUAGUUGCUGUGAUGUGCAAACCCCAUCGCUGCCCCCACAUCAGCUUCACUGGAAACAUCUGCGUAUACUGUCCAGGUGGGCCAGACUCAGACUUUGAAUACUCCACACAGUCUUACACUGGCUACGAGCCGACGUCUAUGAGAGCCAUCAGAGCACGGUAUGAUCCCUACCUGCAGACCAGGCAUCGAGUGGAACAGUUGAAGCAGCUGGGCCACAGUGUGGACAAGGUGGAGUUUAUAGUGAUGGGAGGAACCUUCAUGGCCCUGGCUGAGGAGUACAGAGACUACUUUAUCAGGAACCUCCACGACGCCCUGUCAGGACACACCUCUAACAACGUGGCUGAGGCCGUCAGGUACUCGGAACGCAGUAACACCAAGUGUGUUGGCAUCACCAUCGAGACGCGUCCUGACUACUGUCUGAAGAGACACCUCAGUGACAUGCUGGGGUACGGCUGUACCCGGCUGGAGAUAGGGGUUCAGAGUGUCUACGAGGAUGUAGCGCGGGACACCAACAGAGGUCACACGGUGAGGGCGGUGUGUGAGUCCUUCCACUUCUCCAAAGACGCAGGUUUCAAGGUGGUGUCUCACAUGAUGCCUGAUCUCCCUAACGUUGGUAUGGAGAGAGACGUCGAGCAGUUCAUCGAGUUCUUUGAGAACCCAGCGUUCAGGCCAGAUGGGUUGAAGCUGUACCCUACUCUGGUGAUCAGGGGUACAGGUCUGUAUGAGCUGUGGAAGACCGGUCGCUAUAAGAGCUACUCCCCUUCUGCCCUGGUAGAUCUGGUGGCACGCAUCCUGGCACUGGUGCCACCCUGGACUAGAGUCUACCGCGUCCAGAGGGACAUCCCCAUGCCUCUGGUGAGCUCUGGGGUGGAGCAUGGUAACCUCCGAGAGCUGGCUCUGGCCAGGAUGAAAGACAUGGGGACGGAGUGUCGAGAUGUGAGAACAAGAGAAGUGGGAAUCCAGGAGAUCCAUCACAAAGUGCGUCCCUACCAGGUGGAGCUGAUUCGUAGAGACUACGUGGCCAACGGUGGCUGGGAGACCUUCCUGUCCUACGAGGACCCAGAGCAGGACAUUCUGAUUGGUCUGCUGCGUCUGCGGCGUUGUUCCGCCCAAUCAUUUCGCCCUGAGCUCAAAGGGGGCGUGUCUAUCGUCCGUGAGCUGCACGUCUACGGCAGCGUGGUUCCUGUCAGUAGCAGAGACCCCAGCAAGUUCCAACACCAGGGCUUUGGCAUGAUGCUGAUGGAAGAAGCAGAGAGGAUCGCCAGAGAAGAACACGGCUCUGGGAAACUAGCCGUCAUCUCAGGUGUGGGAACUAGGAACUACUACAGGAAGCUGGGUUAUGAGCUGGAGGGACCGUAUAUGGUGAAACACCUGGAGGUGUGUCUGUAGACGGACUUGGGAAUGAACGUGUUUUUAUUAUAAUUAUUUUACCAAGACACACACCAGACAAAAAUAUAUUUAUUUGUUACUAGUACAUGAUUGUUACUUUGGAGACACUGCAUAGUACAUGCAUGACAAUACAUGAACCACUCUUGUUUUGGGUAUGCUUGUGGUAUCAGAGAGGGUCGGAGUGAAUAGGUCAGUUUGGAGGAAGCUGAUCCUAGAUCUGUGCAUAAAAGAGUCACUUCUACCCAGAGUGGGAACGGCAUAAGAGUCACCUUGAUGGACCAGUAGUGGUCUGUGAGUCCUCGGCCAUUUAUUAAGCCGUAGUUCAGGAAUACUUUGGAAGAGUCUCCUCCAGCUUCAUGAGAUAACUAGGAGGCUGUUCAGCGUCAUGUUUUUAAGUUCAUCAUGUUAUCAGUGAGUUGAGGAAGACCACCAGUAUGAAUCGGCGUUCAUUAACAGACUUGGCGCUGUAUAAUUCGUCAGCCGGUGGGGAAAGUCCUCUCUCUGUCUCUGAACAGAUGUUUUUAUAGGGCAGGAAAUGGAAAAAUAGUGUUGCAUAUGUUUAUUUUUAAACCCUCUGUUAAUCCUAUCCCAUGUUUUCCUGUUUUGUUUUUAUUUACAACAAAUGUUACUUUUGUUUUGGUUGUUGGACUUAAGAUUUCAGUUAAAAUCCCUUUCACUGCUCUGAAAGCUGUUUUGGUUUCAUGGAAUAAAAUAUUAAACAGUUAUAUAAUUUCAA
Molecule: messenger RNA, 2540 nt
Organism: Oncorhynchus mykiss (rainbow trout)
Lineage: Eukaryota; Metazoa; Chordata; Actinopteri; Salmoniformes; Salmonidae
Gene: elp3
Product: elongator acetyltransferase complex subunit 3
Biological process (GO): tRNA wobble base 5-methoxycarbonylmethyl-2-thiouridinylation
Cellular component (GO): nucleus; elongator holoenzyme complex; cytoplasm
Molecular function (GO): iron-sulfur cluster binding; acyltransferase activity, transferring groups other than amino-acyl groups
Source: RefSeq, a predicted model, not a curated record